Schistosoma bovis is the source of this 773-nucleotide messenger RNA. NCBI's taxonomy places the organism in Eukaryota, Metazoa, Platyhelminthes, Trematoda, Strigeidida, Schistosomatidae. The record is from the annotation of a GenBank genome assembly.
AGAGCAAAAUGUCAUAUCCUUGGUUGGUGUUCAGUGAUCGUAUUUAAGUGUUUAGGAAGCCCAUAUUGUGGAAAAACAUCAAUUGUUCAAUCAUUUUGUAGUGGUGGCCGGGACUUCCCAAAGAACUACCUUAUGGUAGCUAUGAUUAUUCAAAUAACAUUAAGAACUCCAGUCCAAGACGGUUGAAUUCGCUGUAAAAACAAUGACAAUACCAGAGGUGGAUGACAGCAUCGUGCGGUAAAGUGAACAGUAAAGAACUUAUUUCCUAGGAAUUGUUCUUAUAUAAUAUCCCAGGCAAAGAAGUUUUUCAGGAUCCCAUGAAUCAUUAUAUUAAUAUGACCAACCUUAUCGUUGUUGUUUUUGAUGUAACUAACCAGGAAAGUUUCUCCAGUGCAAAGCUUAUCCUGAGAGAAUUACGGAAACCUAAUAAUAUACGUAUACCGGUCGUUCUUGUGGGCAAUAAAACAGACCUGAAAGAGAAGCAGAUCAACAAUGUGGAAAAAGCCCAAGGGUUAGCGGAUGAUCUAAGCAUUCCGUAUUUCGAAACUUCUGCUUGUGCACCAUUCGUAGUACAUACUGAUUCGGAAAACAUCUUUUAAAUAUGUAUUCUCAUAUCAAGGAAGCAGUUGGUAUUGAUGUCCCUUUUCUACAUCUCAUUAAGGAAUAUUAUGAACUGUACAAUGAUGCAGUCAAUGACUAUCAAACUUUAGUAUAAUUACUAUAUAUAUCUUCAAUUGAUGUAACACGUGUUUUUUUUCACUGACGGUUGGGAU